Messenger RNA from Nicotiana tabacum (common tobacco), 1246 nucleotides. RefSeq lists its product as uncharacterized. Lineage: Eukaryota; Viridiplantae; Streptophyta; Magnoliopsida; Solanales; Solanaceae. The record is from RefSeq and is a predicted model, not a curated record.
UACGUAUUCCGCAUCGACUUCGUUCCCCGGUUCGUUUGAGGCCUCUCGCUGGAAUCAGCAUAAUUCUCCAGAAUAUAUUUACAGUAUAGUAUAUUAGGUGAGAAACUAGCUAGUAGAGUAUAUUCUCCUUUUUCUUUCCCUUUUUUUGUGCUAUCUUUAUUAGGCGAUGGCUGCAGUUGUGGAGUUUGAGGGUCAGCAACUCGUGAACGACAUCUUAGAUCUAUCCAUUCAAGACCAGACUAACAUGAAGAGCAUAUCUGAGGAAAAGCACGAAGUUGAUUUUGAGAGUAAUCAUCACGGGGUGUGUGCUAUCUGUUUGAAUAGGAUAGUGCUUCAAGAAACUGCUCUUGUUAAAGGUUGCGAGCAUGCCUACUGUGUGACAUGCAUCCUUCGGUGGGCAACCUACAAAAAGCAACCAACAUGCCCUCAGUGUAAACAUCCAUUUGAGUUUCUCCACAUUCAUCGCUCACUUGAUGGAAGCAUUCAGGAUUACAUGUUUGAGGAGAGUGUGUGCCUUCUCCUCAGAGCAUCAUGGUUCAGGCCCUUGAUUGUGGAGGAAAAACAAGAAGUCGAUGAUAACAUGGAUUAUCUUUAUGCAUAUGAAGAUGAAGACGAAGAGCUAGCAGACUUCUAUUUUAAUAGUUCAUCCCAUCUCCGAAUAGGCAACCGGAGAUGGGGAGACAAUGGAUAUGUCAGGGCAGGAAGGCAAGAAGCAAUGCCUGUUCCUCGACCAAAUUCCCAGGACGUAGGUGCUGGCUCGUCACGCCGGACUAAGAAGAAAGAGGCUGAUGCUGCUCCUAAAGAAGCUGUAGGCCGGCGUGCAAAGAGGGCACUCAAGCGUGAAGCUGCUGAUAAGGCGGCUGCUGAAAAGCACCAGCAGCAUUUGGUGAGGUUGGGUCGGACGUGAGUUCUGCUCCAUCUCUAACCUAAAGACCAGACCAUGACUUAAUGUAUCGCCACUGUACAGUUUCUCUUUUCUCUCGAUUGUAAGAUAAUGACACAGUUUAGAUGCUGCAUUAACUAAAUGGGAUGAACCAUGUUCGUGCCAUGUUAUGUCCUUCAGAGAUAUAGAUUUAUGACAAUGGGAAAGCAAGCUUCUUAUUUCCUAGUGAGCAAGAGGGUACCUGUACCCGCAACCAACACAGGUGGGUAGGUAGAGAAUACCUAGGGGCAGACUUACAUCUCCAAGUUUAACUGAGACGUAGGUACAUUGUUCGGUGAUUUUUUUUUUAAAUAAUUUUUUUAA